GAGAGGAGGCUGAUGGAAGGGAAAUACGAGGCGAGUGGAAUGGAGAAAGACACUGGCAGAGUCGCUGUUUAGUCAUCCUCCUAAAAGAGGAUUUAAAUGGUACUGAAGUGAUCUUCAGGGCUCGGGGACGGUGGCUGGUGGCGAGAGGUGAAGAGCAGACAGUGUGUUGGCAGAGGGUUCCACGUAAGCGCCAAAGGGGUGUGGGACCAAGGACAGUGCCAUGGUCCAGAGCUAAGGGGUAGAACACAGGUGUGUCCCAUUGCAGACCCCCCACCAGUGGAGAUGAAGCUGAAGCAGCGUGUGGUGGUGCUCUGUGCCAUACUGCUCCUGCUCGGCCUGGCCAAGGUCUUUCUGCUGGAUGGGGGUGAGGGCUCUGCUGCCAGCCGCCGGGAUUUGCGGGCCUUCAGGAAAAUGGAGGCGGGAUUACAGCUGGCCAAGGGGGCACGUCUCACACACACACUCCAGUCUCCAUGGGAAGUGGCAGCGCAGUGGGUGGGGCCUCGAGAGGUAUAUCCAGAUGAAACCCCUGAGAUGGCAGCAGUGCUGAAUGCUCUCACCAGUGCCCGGGUGGAAAGGGCAGAUGUGGGCUAUAAGGGUACCCAGUUGAAGGCCCUUUUGGUUCUGGAAGGGGGACAGAAGGUGGUGUUCAAGCCCAAAAGGUAUAGUCGGGACUACGUGGUGGAGGGGGAGCCGUAUGCAGGCUACGACAGGCACAAUGCUGAGGUGGCUGCCUUCCACCUCGACAGAAUCCUUGGCUUUCGGCGGGCUCCCUUAGUGGUGGGAAGGUUUGUGAACCUGCGCACAGAAAUCAAGCCAGUGGCCACAGACCAGCUGAUGGGCACUUUCCUUAUGCAGGGGAACAACACCUGCUUCUAUGGGAAGUGCUACUACUGCCGGGAGAGUGAGCCUGCCUGUGCUGACGGGGAGGUCAUGGAGGGCUCUGUCACCUUGUGGCUUCCAGAUGUUUGGCCUUUGCAGAAGCACCGACACCCCUGGGGCCGCACCUACCGUGAAGGCAAACUGGCAAGAUGGGAGUAUGAUGAAAGCUACUGUGAAGCAGUGAAGAAAAUGCCCCCCUAUGAUGCUGGACCCAGGCUGCUGGAUGUCAUUGACACGGCCAUCUUUGACUACCUUAUUGGGAAUGCUGAUCGGCAUCAUUAUGAGAGUUUCCAGGAUGACGGUGGUGCAAGCAUGCUUAUCCUUCUGGACAAUGCAAAGAGCUUUGGAAAUCCAGCCCUUGAUGAGAGAAGUAUCCUGGCCCCCCUGUACCAGUGCUGCAUGGUUCGUGUGUCCACGUGGAAUCGGUUGAACCUUCUGCGGAACAGGGGCCUGAGCGGUGCCAUGCGGCUGGCCACGGCUCAUGACCCCACAGCCCCGGUGCUUACUGAGGCUCACCUGGCAGCUCUCGACAGGAGGCUUGUGGGUGUCCUGGCCACUGUGCGACAGUGCAUAGAAACCCAGGGUCCUGACAACACCCUGAUUGAAGACCGCAUGAACCUCCCACACCCAUAGACACUGGUGGGGUAAAAUUUUUUGAUGUUGGAUCAUGAAGAGGCCAAGGGCUGGCCACUUGGACAUGGAUCCUGAUUUCUUUGGUACUAGAGCUGAGAGAUCACAGGAAGCGGUAGGAAGACACCACACAGACCCCUCCCUCCACUUUGCUGCUGAAAGGCCGUGGAAUUGAUACCCCGAGUCGCAACUACUGCUGAGUAGGUCAGAAUGCCUGCUCUCUCUAUUGAUGAUGUAACAAACCUGGUGAGCCAGUGAUCACUGCCAGCAAGAAACUGACCACAGUCUUUUUAAAUUGUGUGGUGAGCAAGGGGAAAGAGGAAUGUGCAAUGCUGUGGUGUUGCCCCUCAGCGAGGAUCGUGGUACAAGAACUCAACACAGAGUCUCAGGGCAGAGCAAGCCACAGUUAUCCUGAGUGCCCGUGUUCCUGGUGAGGGGCACUGGGGUCCUCUAUAGAUACCCGUUGCUCCCGGUGAGGGCUAUGGGUGUCUACUAGGAACCAUAGUGUAAGAACUGCACUGUGGCAAUGGAAAUGGGGACGACUCUACACAAUAAAUGACUUGAACUUUAGUGAUAAACUCUUUAUGGAGACAAACCUUGAAUCAUGAAUAUGUUGUACAGUACUAAUAUUCAGAUAAUAUUGAAGAUCAUAGUGAUGGGAAUUAUAAGGAACCUAAUAUGAUGUCCAGUUUAAAUACUGUAAUGUACAUUGUGGGUAAAGGGAAUUGGUUUGUAAUGGUUGACAUUGCUGCUGAUCUCCAGGUAGGGCUGGAGAUGGGUGGGGAGGAUGGGUAUAGAGGGUACAAUAAGGGCUGAAAAAGGAUUUUUUUUCUAUCAUUAAAAUGUAAUGUUAAAAACCUUGUAUUCUGUCUGUUAAAUACAACAUUCUUAUCAAGAGUUCUGUAUUUAAUACAGUAGUUGUGGCAAAUUUUCAAAACAGGAAACGGGUAAUGCUUAGAAGCCCACAAAAACUUUUCAUUCCUGAAUGGAAACGAAAGGAGAUACCCAGUUAUUAAGCACUUGGCUGUUUAUGCUGAAAGUUAACUAUGAUAAAUAAGGAAAAACUGACCUACAAAGCCAGUAUUCCCCUUGAAAUUUUUCUCAUUCUGUGUGAUUUGAAUAGCCGGUGACAUUCUUUUGGAAAUGAGUGGCUUGCUAGCAUUGAAUUCAAUUUAAAAAUUGCCCUAUUUAUUUAUUUAUUUAUUUUAUUUUUUAAGCUAAAGUAAAUUAAACGGCUAACAAAGGUACUCUUGCUUGUGAAUUUUCAGUGGCAGUUCAGCUUUCUGUUGAAAGCAGCAAAAAAGCCCUCCUGUGCUAGUACCGGCUCGGAGCAUGUCAUGUUUUUACAUGCUUUUGUGAAAGUGCCCGCUAUAUUCUCAGAUCCAAAUUUCAGUGACAUUUGCAUACUGUUCUUUAAAGGCGAACGGACAGGAGGGCUUUUUUUGCUGCUUUCGACAGACUAACUUUUCAACUGAACACUAGGGCCACAAGCUUUUAAGACUGUGUGUGCAUUUCCAUGCAAGUUAAAAGAACAUAAGUAUGGAAAAGGAUUAUUUAUACAGCUUGAGGGUUUUGAUUUUAAAUAUGCAUGAAAAGAAAACUGAUUUCACUUAAAUAUUUGGGAUCAUUUUUUACAUCCUCAACACCCCCCCCCCCCCCCCUUUCUGCAACAUUGAAAAGGAACAGAAACCAGAACAGACAUAAGUCAGAUGGUUUGUUCCCGGGCAACUAAGUGUAGUUUAUAGUUUAUAUAACACUGUAUCAUCCUAAGUUAUAUGCAAUUGGAGCACUGAAUUCGCUGUUAAAUGCAGCUCCUUGUUAACAUCGCUGGACUGUAGUUUGUUUCUUUCAGUUUAGUCUCUGCGGUGAUAAAGGACUGUACUCGAAUCAGGUUUUCACUUGAGUUGUUUCACUUGAUAUCCGAGAGAAAGUGGCAGCAAUCUCCUCCAGUGUAUGAAUCACCAAGGAGCCUCCAUGUUCACCAAUGAAACCUGUUGCUCUUAGUCAGUUCUGUUGUGAGACAGGAGGGGGCAGAGCAGCUUCAGCCAAACCACAAAAAAAGUCCUUUCAUUAUCAGCAUCACUUGAAUAAUAUUCCUUUGAAACGUCACCAAAUGCUGCAAUAUUCUUAAAAUAUUACACAUGUGAUGUAU
Scleropages formosus (Asian bonytongue) is the source of this 3661-nucleotide messenger RNA. It is a transcript of the gene fam20b, whose product is annotated as FAM20B glycosaminoglycan xylosylkinase. Bases 283 to 1512 code for a protein of 409 amino acids. The record is from RefSeq and is a predicted model, not a curated record. Gene Ontology annotation, cellular component: Golgi apparatus. Gene Ontology annotation, molecular function: phosphotransferase activity, alcohol group as acceptor. Gene Ontology annotation, biological process: proteoglycan biosynthetic process. The transcript has 8 exons. Lineage: Eukaryota; Metazoa; Chordata; Actinopteri; Osteoglossiformes; Osteoglossidae.